CCGGUCACAUUGGAGGUCGUCAGUUAGACCUCAUUGCUGCCAGGGAUGCUGCGGUCACUGGUACUCAAAGGGUGUAUGGUCACUAUCCAGAGCAGAGCAGUUUCCAUGAUGCCCACUGGCGUUCCACCAGAGCAAUGCAGCCUCCAGGACGUCCACCGGUACUCCGCAUGUGUCCCCAGGCGAAGCUAUCCAGUUCGCUCUCCUCAUUCAAGUCAGGACGUCGUCUCGUACAACCCAGGGGCGACGGAUUAAGAUGCUUUCGUGUCAUCGAACCCAUUACGUCAUCGUGAAGCCGCCUACGUACUCAACGAUGUCCAUCGGGGCCGCCAGCGCAACCUUUCGGGUACCCGCCAGGCUAGAGUGCGAGUCACGGGACGAUGAUGACCUCGUAGGUCAUGGCUGCUCACCGGGACGGAGUCGCAGCUGGGGGGAGGUGGUUGUAGUGGCGCGCCAUUCUCGCCCUUAUUCCCACACCUCAUUUUCCUCCCUUGUUUGGCGCCGACACUCGCACCCGCACGGAUCUUCAUCUGAUCACGUUAGAACGAUGCGUAUUGCUGCCGUGGACCCCAUGGAGAUCUUAUACACUGUGGCUUCGGUACGGAGAAACGCUCAUUACUGCAACCUGCCUGCAAUCCACCCCGAGCGUGGAUCAGCGACGAGUCAGCUACUAGCUGGCCUAGCUUGUUUGCCAAUCCACCUGUCGUCGCGGUGGUUCGCACCAGCUGGGGUUGGCGUUCGAGGUCGCAGGAGGGAGGAAGGCAGACGGCGGAGGCCAGACAGCAGGCGGCGACGACCGGAGCUUCUCCAGACGGUUCCGCACAGCCUUUAUCGCCUGGCACAUUUUUUUGGUGAAGCUGUCUCCACCGUCCUCACCAACACCGUACCAUUGCCACAGGUUACGUAUAUAGUGUACUUCUCCGCCCCUGAUUGUGCUACCUGUGAUGUUUCCCGGACAAUAAUCUGUAUGCCCCAGUGUCUGUGAUGUGCCGCCGCGUAGUGAGCGCUGCUGAUAUUACUUUAUUUUGUUUUUUUUAUAUUUUAAUGUUAAGUUUCUUGUUUUCGUGUUCCGCAUUUUGUUUUUAGUAUUACAAUUUUAAAUAGGCUCAUGAGUAUUCAUUCCCCUACGCGUAUUCCCUUACUCUGCUGUAUAAUAUGGGCAAAUGUAUGAGAUUUCAAAAGUUAAGAAUUGAAGGUGGUAAGAAUGCCUAAGGUACAAGAAUGGUACAUAUCACACACAAGUCUGUUCUUAUAAGUAAUUGCCUAUCAUACUGCUUGCCGUGUUGUGGCUGAUCCGUGAUGCCUAGUCGCACGUGCCACGAGCUACCAACGUUGAACUAGAACAGUUGUAGCCAUUC
Molecule: messenger RNA, 1355 nt
Organism: Penaeus monodon (black tiger shrimp)
Lineage: Eukaryota; Metazoa; Arthropoda; Malacostraca; Decapoda; Penaeidae
Exons: 2
Coding region: 254-982 (242 amino acids)
Source: RefSeq, a predicted model, not a curated record